This is a messenger RNA of Culex pipiens pallens (northern house mosquito), 1580 nucleotides long. RefSeq lists its product as uncharacterized. NCBI's taxonomy places the organism in Eukaryota, Metazoa, Arthropoda, Insecta, Diptera, Culicidae. The record is from RefSeq and is a predicted model, not a curated record. The coding region runs from base 5 to 766 and encodes 253 amino acids. The transcript has a single exon.
AGAAAUGAUACUGCGAAAGGAUUGUUUCGUUCCCGUCGAGGAUGCUCAAUUUAAUAAUGAGGAAGAGCAAUUGUUUUUUGAAAGCAAUGUUUUACAAACCAGCCAACAGAUUGUCCAAACGGCCAUCAAUACGCAAACCCAGAGCACAAACGUGUGGAAAAUCCAACGAACUCGUCGCAUCACUGCCAGCUCUUGUUACGGGCUCUACACCUACCUAAAGAAUAAGAAUCCGGAUUGGUCAAGCAAAAUCACUCGCUACUGGAGCAUAAAGAACAUCAACAGUGCGGCUGUCAAAUACGGCAAAGAAACGGAGGCAACUGCGUUCGAAUGCUACCGUAAAAAGCGAAAUCCGCUCAUGAAAAAAUGUGGAUUAGUCGUAAAAGAAGGUGAAUGUUGGUUCGCAUCCUCGCCAGAUGGGGUAGAUCCUCUAUCUAACACUUUGCUUGAAAUAAAAUGUCCACAAGUAGGCGAACUAGGUAGCUUAGACGAUGUGCUAGUAAACGAGACAGUUCUAAAGUACAUUCAAAUUUGUCCAGUAACAGGAAAACUAUCAUUGAACAGAUUUCAUGCUUAUUACUGUCAAGUACAGCUUAAUAUGUGGACUUUACAGUGUCUAAGCUGUGAUUUCGUAGUAUACGCAUCAAAACCCAAUGACUUUAUUGUAGUAGAAGUGGAUUUUGAUCCCGAUUAUGUUCAUACCAUUGUCAAUAGUUUGAAGAAGCUAUAUAUGUCUACAAUGUUGCCAAAGCUCCUCAAACAAGUUUAAACUAAGUUAAUUGUUGCGUUUUGUGAUUCGUACUUUUUAGGUUCAGGUUACGACUGUUUAAUAAACAUAAUUUUACUUAUUAUAAGUCGUUUUAUAAUGAUUGAGAAAUAUGUAACCGUUUCCAAGAUAAAAACACUUUAAGUAAGAGUGAGUAUGAAGUUAACUUGACCGCAAACACACUAGUCGAUCUUAAAGCUCUCAAAAGUUGGUUUGACACCAAUUGUUGUCAAACUAACGGGUCACGUCUCCUCCAAUCCCGUGCUUCAGGUGCUUGCAAUCUCGGGAAUCCUCGGCAAUCCUAAUCGUGGACUGUUUGUCCUCGAACAUCGGUACGGGAUCGUCUGCUGGCUUGUCAGGAUCGUCCAGCACGCAUAUCAUCCACAGUGUGUGACAUGCCGCCGUGCAGAGAGCCGCGAGCUCCGUCUGCUGCUUCCUCGUCAACCAGCCGACAGUACAUCCGAACUGCUUCACCACGUGCCCGUGAUCGAACGACGAUCGGUAGUGUCGUUUGCCCAGCCCGCGUCGCUGUACACUUCCAGCAGUAGAGGGUUCUCCACGGCCUUGUAUACCAGACCAAUACCAGUGUCCCUUUGAUGUACCGCAGCAUCCGCUUCAGAUGGACCCAGCGUUCAUCCGUCGGACACGACUGGAACUGACUGAAGUGUUAGCAGAGUAAACGAAAAGAUCGACUGCUUAGUAACGGUGUCAAAGGAAAAGUGAGGUUUUAUUCACAACCAAAUCAUAACCUACUAACUAAACUACUGUUCAAUUGCCAUUGUAACACUCCGCCUCAAUUGGACAAUCCAAGCAAUCG